ACAACAUAUUUUGAACAUGAAGGUAUCCAAAACAUACAUUUCAAUUUAUUGAAGGUUAAAUAUGGUGAGUUAUAUAUCACAAGGAUCAAAAGCAAAACUCAUCAAUAACUUGGAGGGACCAAAAGUGUUAUUAUCCAAGUCCUUAUUUUUUAAUUAAAUUUUAACCUUCAACUUUAAGAGAACUUUCUAAUGAAAAAAAUCAUAUCUUGAUUAUAAUUCAAACGCAUGUUAUGAAUUCAAAGUCCGUUAUUCAUGAAAAACUUAAUAUUUAAACGCAUGUUAUGAUUUCAAAGUCUGUUAUUCAUGAAAAUUAUAAUCCUUCGAAUCUCGAACUCUGCGUUAUUUCUCAAUUAUAAAAUACAUAAAUAAAUUAAAACACUAAAAUGUUAUAGCUCAUUACAAUAUGAUGUAUUUUGUCAAAUAGCAUUUGUCUUCACACAAACUUUAUUAGUAAUUGUUUUGCCAAAUGACUUAUUUUUCUUUGAUCAUCAUUUAUUUUGUUCCAAACCUAAUCCAUAUGUGACAAACAAAUACAAACUUUGAUUUUAUUAUAUUCUUUUUGUCUUGCUUAUCAUCAUCAAAUGGAACAAAAAACCAAAAAAAAAAAACCCACCCUCUAUUAACUUUUCCUUUGUAAUUUUCUCCUAUAAUCCUCUAUUUUAACACACACUAAGGCACAUUAUCAUACACUAACAAUAAAACACAUUGAGAGUUUGUUUGUGUAUAUGGAGGAUAAUAAAUAUGAAGUUGAAGAAUGUAGAGGUGUACUUUGGGUAUAUAGUGAUGGAACUAUACUUAGAUUAACUAAGCCAAGUUUUGAAGUUCCUAUACAUGAUGAUGGCUCAAUUCUUUGGAAAGAUGUUGUAUUUCAAGCCAUGCAUAAUCUUCAACUCCGGCUCUACAAGCCGGCUAACCCUACCUCAUCGGCUAAGCUCCCCGUCUUCUACUACAUUCACGGGGGUGGUUUUUGUAUCAGCUCUCGUACGUGGCCUAACUGUCAGAACUAUUGUUUCAAGCUAGCUUCCGAGCUCCAGACCGUGGUUAUCUCUCCUGACUAUCGGCUUGCUCCAGAGAACCGGCUCCCAGCCGCUAUUGAAGAUGGUUACGCGGCUGUGAAAUGGCUUCGGGACCAAGCCGUGUCUGACGAGCCGGACACGUGGCUUACGGAUGUUGCCGACUUUAGCCGAGUUUUUAUUUCGGGUGACUCGGCUGGUGGCAACAUCGCGCAUAAUUUGGCGGUACGACUUAAAGCCGGCUCAGCUGAGCUGGAUCCAGUUCGAGUUAGGGGUUAUGUUUAUUUGCUUCCUUUUUUUGGAGGGACUAUAAGGACAAAAUUUGAAGCUGAGGGGCCUAAAGAUGCUUUCUUAAACAUUGAGCUUAUUGACAGGUUUUGGAGGCUAUCAAUACCAAUUGGAUCAACAACUGACCAUCCACUUGUGAACCCAUUUGGGCCUAACAGCCCAAAUUUGGAAAAUAUUGAUCUUGAUCCAAUUCUUGUGCUUGUUGGAGGAUGUGAUCUUCUUAAAGAUAGAGCCAAAGAUUAUGCAAAUAAAUUGAAGAAUUAUGGAAAAAAUAUUGAAUAUGUGGAAUUUGAAGGACAACAACAUGGUUUUUUCACUAUUAAUCCUAAUUCAGAAUCUUCAAAGAAGUUAAUGCUCAUAAUCAAGAAGUUCAUACAAGACAAUUCUUCUUAAGAUUUUUAAAAAAAAAAUUGCCAAUAAAAUUUGUUAUAUUUUCAUUAAAAUGUAAUUCUUUUUUUGUUGUUGUUGUAAUGUGUGCAUUUUGCUCUAUAUGUAGUAGUUUAAAUCAAGGGGUCCUUUUUUAUUUA
Messenger RNA from Solanum pennellii, 1828 nucleotides. Its product is annotated as probable carboxylesterase 15. The record is from RefSeq and is a predicted model, not a curated record. Gene Ontology annotation, molecular function: hydrolase activity. Lineage: Eukaryota; Viridiplantae; Streptophyta; Magnoliopsida; Solanales; Solanaceae. The transcript has 2 exons. Bases 726 to 1694 code for a protein of 322 amino acids.